AUGAGUGUGGAUAUCUCUGACCCACGAAUCCAGCAGGCUUAUGCCGCUAUUGUCCGUGGAGACGCCGUCAACUGGUUAAUCUUGUCCUAUGCAAACACGAGGGACACUCUGACGCUUCUCGCCACGGGGACUGGAGGCAUCGAAGAGCUCCAGAGAACACUCCAAGAUGACGAUGCUUACUUUGCACUCGUUCGUGAACAGGACAAGAUAUGUCUCAUCAACUUCUUCCCAUCGUCCAUAUCCGGAGUCCGACGAGCAAGAGCUCUCGUACACGCCCGGGCCGUCACCAGUCUCUUCAAAGCAAGCAACGUCACCUUGACCGUUCAAAACGCACAUCAAGUCGAAAUCUCUGCUAUUCGUGCAAAACUCGGUCUCGAUCGUCUUCCGCUGUACGAGAAAGCACCUCGGGCCGCAAAUGGUCUCCCUCCGAAUCGUGCCAGUCAAUCCAGCGCGGUGGUGGCUGAGACGCCGACUCCGAGAGCCCAAUCCCCUGCUUCACUAACGAGUACGCGCUCAUCCCGACUCCCACAGUAUACCGGAUCGUCACUCGCGCGCAAGGAGGAGGAAGAGGCGCCUCCGACGCCCACAAAGCCCCCCACCGUGCUCAGACGUAUCUCUGCACAGGAGAAGCGAGACGCGCCAUUGCCUCCACCUCCACCUCCCGCAGAAGACGCGGAUGACUAUGAGAUUGUCAAUGCACCCAUUGUAACGGCAAAUGCAAUCGCCGCACGUUUGCGCGGAGUGUCCAUGGCCGAUUCCAUGUUCAGUGAUAAUCAAUCUCAAUACUCGACAGACACUGCCUACAAGACGUCACGGAUACGAGGACUCAGUGAGACUUCGUACACGUAUCGCGAGGAAUCGACGGAACUAGGCUAUCUCUCUGGCGAUACAACCUAUUCCCGGCCCCUCUUCCUCACCGAGGCGCAAGAGCAAGCAGCCUUGUCACGCGCCAGAUGGGCCGAAGAAAGAGAGGAGAUAGGAAACCCCCAUCGACGUGGGAGAACAAAGUCGGACCUUCAGCGUGAGAGGGAGCAAGAGGAGAUUGAAAUGGCUCGUGCCGCUGCAGAAGCGGCGGCUCGAAGAAAAUACGAAAAGGAACAACAGGCUCUUCAAGAGGCCGAGGAAGAGGAAAGGAAAAAGGUGGCAUUCCAAGAAGCGCAACGUCGAAGGGCAGCCGAUCGGUUGCGACGCGAGCAACUUCGCAGAGAAGAGGAAGAGCGAGAACGUAUUGCUGCUGAAGAGCGUCGAAGGGCAGCACAAGAACGACGACUUGAAGAGGCACGCAAGGCAGAGGAACGUCGCCUAGAGGAAAAACGUCGCCAGGAAGAACGGGAGAGACGAGAGGAAGAACGCCGACGCGCAGCGGAGUCGGAGCGCCUUGCCAGGAUGAAGGAGAUUCAACGCCGUUUCGAUAGUCUGCGUUUGACGGCUGGAGUGUUGCUGACGGGAUAUGUCUCUAUUCAACCUGGUACGAGCAUCGUCUGGCGCCGUCGUUUCUUCCAAUUGCAGAGUGACUGCAUGUUGUUUAUAAAAACGCCGAGGUAUGAAACCCAUACAGUGAUCGAUUCGUUUGAACUCAAGGGAUAUGUGACUGGAAUCAAGGAAUGGCAUCAAGGAUACGACGAUUUACGUGCGAUACCCCACUCUUUCGCAAUCGAAUUUAUGGAUGAACCCGCUUGGAUGAUGUUUGCAGACUCUGAAGAGGACAAGGAUGUCCUCGUCAGUCUGAUCACACAACUCUCCCGAGUAUAG
This is a messenger RNA of Serendipita indica DSM 11827, 1752 nucleotides long. NCBI's taxonomy places the organism in Eukaryota, Fungi, Basidiomycota, Agaricomycetes, Sebacinales, Serendipitaceae. The record is from the annotation of a GenBank genome assembly.